AUGUCCCUUGCUUGGCGAAGUCUUCGGCGCUCACUCAUAUGGAAAAGGCCACUGUCUGUGCGAUAUCAGUCAGGGUAUCCAACGAACAUGCCACCCAAUAGAAUCUUGCAGGAGCAGCAUGUGUUGCGCACGGGACUGGAGAGGUUCAUUCAGAAACAGGCAGCACGGCCAGUGCCAACUGUGGCACUUAACGACCUCCUUAAAUUCAACUCUGCAGCCUCUCACAGAGACAAGUCGCUGAUGCUAGUGGAGAACGCCAAUGAGACGUUGAACGAUAUGGUUGUCUUGGUGACCCGGCGACUCAUACAGUUCAUGAAACUGCCCUACAUUGUAGUUUUGAACGCUAAAAUCGCAGACAUCUACACUGCGUACUUGGAUACGCUGAAGGUGAUACUAGAAUUUGUGGCCAAGUGCGACCCUGCGAGCGAGCUAACCGAAGAGUUCACUUUCAAGAUCCAAAAUCUCGAACAGAACGAUCUGUUCCUCCAAAUGCUGAAAAAAACCAUCGACAUUCACACCGACAACCUCUCGAUUUUGAGCGAGGGAUUUGAGGAGAUAUCUGGACUGAAUCUUGUCGAUGACAAGACUUUUCUGAACGACCAUCUGAAGGAGCGGAUUUUGAUGCGUUUGCUGGCCAACCAUCACAUACAACUCACCGAGCAGCUGAACUACAAAGGAGAAGAGCUGGAAAGGCUAGACCAGAUCGGUAUGAUCGAGCCGAAUAUGAACGUCCUCGAGGUUCUGCACCGCUCGUUUGCGUUUGUCAACGACAUGGUCGCACUCAAAUAUGACGAGAAAAUCCAGAUGAACCUGAAAACAGUGAUAAUAAACGGCGACGAUACCACCACAGAACAGAUCGUGGAGAAUUUUGAGUCGCCGGACGGUCUGGAGCCGCUCAAAUUCCCCUAUAUCUCCAGUCACAUAGAGUAUGUGUUGAACGAGAUAUUCAAGAACUCUGCGCGGGCUCACAUAGAAAACGGAGUGAAGAAGCCUGUGGAUGUGCUUAUUGUCGUGAACAAGCCAAACGUCGAGAAGCCAGGCCCCCAAUUCUACAAGUUAGAAAUGCGGGUCGGCGACCAUGGUCUGGGAAUAAAGCCUGAGGUUCUGGACAAGCUAUUCGACUACUCGUUUACCACUUUCGAGUCCGAGGCUGUCGAGGAGGAUUCAUACAAGACACUCAACAACACGGGCGCAAACCAGGCCAACAUCAUAGCCGGCAUGGGCUACGGCCUUCCGCUGAGUCUCACAUAUAACAGACUAUUCAACGGCGAUAUCGAGCUCAAGUCCGUCUACGGCCAGGGAACAACUGUUUACCUGAAGUGGGUCGGGGUUGAUGCCAAACAAAUACCUUGA
Molecule: messenger RNA, 1353 nt
Organism: Ogataea haglerorum
Lineage: Eukaryota; Fungi; Ascomycota; Pichiomycetes; Pichiales; Pichiaceae
Exons: 1
Coding region: 1-1353 (450 amino acids)
Biological process (GO): protein phosphorylation; regulation of glucose metabolic process
Cellular component (GO): mitochondrion
Molecular function (GO): pyruvate dehydrogenase (acetyl-transferring) kinase activity
Source: RefSeq, a predicted model, not a curated record